This is a messenger RNA of Drosophila novamexicana, 743 nucleotides long. It is a transcript of the gene Hsc20, whose product is annotated as iron-sulfur cluster co-chaperone protein HscB. The record is from RefSeq and is a predicted model, not a curated record. The transcript has 3 exons. Gene Ontology annotation, molecular function: ATPase activator activity; protein-folding chaperone binding. Gene Ontology annotation, biological process: protein complex oligomerization; [2Fe-2S] cluster assembly. Gene Ontology annotation, cellular component: mitochondrion. Lineage: Eukaryota; Metazoa; Arthropoda; Insecta; Diptera; Drosophilidae. The coding region runs from base 48 to 743 and encodes 231 amino acids.
CGCUUGUGUAAUUGAUAAGAGCUUUGCAUUUUAAUAUUUAUCGCAAAAUGCGGCGCACGUUUGCCAUUUGCCGAACUGGUUUUAGUGGUUUAAGUUAUGCAAAAACGUUCAAAACGCAUGCUGUAACUUAUAGUCUGCCGACAGCGCGUCAUGCGUCAUCGGCCUGCUGGAAUUGCCAAAAGCUGGGCAAGCACAUGAUAUGCGCGGAAUGUGGCUGCCUUCAGGAUGUGGAUAAUAGCACGAACUACUUUUCGUUGCUGAAUUUUCCCGUCAAGUUUUCGCUGCAAACCCCGGAGCUGACGCAGCGCUUCCGGCAGCUGCAGGCGCAAGUGCAUCCCGAUAAAUACAGCAACAAGACUGUGCGCGAGCAAACCAACUCCGCGGACUGGAGCUCGCUGGUCAACAAGGCGUACAAAACGUUGUCGGUGCCAUUGGAGCGCGGCCAGUAUAUGCUGCAGCUGGAGGGCGAGCAGAUGCCGCAGGACAAUAGCGCGCUAAACGCCACUUUUCUGAUGGCCAUGAUGGAGCGCAAUGAGGAGGUGGAGGAGGCGUCUGACAGCGAUGCGCUGGACAAGCUAAGUGCACAGUUGAGCCAGGAGCAGGAGGCAAAGGCACAAAAGCUGACGGCACAAUUCGAGGCAAACGAUUUGGCGGCGAUUAAACAAACGCUUGUGGAAAUGAAAUAUUUGCAGAGCAUACAGAGCAGCAUUAAAAAGAAACAACAACAGCUGAUGUCCAGCUGA